Messenger RNA from Cercocebus atys (sooty mangabey), 1452 nucleotides. RefSeq names its product family with sequence similarity 98, member C (gene TSLIG3C). The transcript has 10 exons. The coding region runs from base 21 to 1154 and encodes 377 amino acids. The record is from RefSeq and is a predicted model, not a curated record. Lineage: Eukaryota; Metazoa; Chordata; Mammalia; Primates; Cercopithecidae. Gene Ontology annotation, cellular component: tRNA-splicing ligase complex.
CGCGCCGAGGCAACGCUUUCAUGGAGGGGGUGAAGGCGGAAGCGCGGGAGGGGGCCGCGGUGGCCCAGGACCUACUGGCUCUGGGGUAUGGGGGUGUCCCGGGGACGGCGUCGCGGGGCGCCUCAUGUCCAGACUUCAGGGCGCUGUGCGUGCGGCUGGCGGCGGAGCUGGCGACGCUGGGCGCCCUCGAGCAGCAGCGAGAGGCGGGCGCGGAGGUGCUGAGCGCCGGCGACGGCCCCUACGCGGAGGAGGACUUUCUGCGGCAGCUUGGCCGCCUGCUGCGGGAGCUGCACUGCCCGGAUCGCGCGCUCUGCGGCGGGGAUGGCGCGGCUGCGCUUCGGGAACCGGGUGCCGGACUGCGCCUGCUGCGUUUUCUCUGCUCAGAGCUCCAAGCCACCCGCCUCCUGCGCCUGCGCUCUCUGCUGGAUCCCAGUCCUAGGCCACCCCUUGGUGAAGGGGUGGUGGAGGGAGCUGGCAUGGUCCAAGAACUGGGCCUUACCCUCCAAGCCCUGGGACUGCCCAGACCUGCACCAGGGACCCCCGCCAGCCAGCUGCUGCAAGAGUUGCAUGCUAAGAUCUCAGAGCUGCAGCCUUCUCUGCCCCCAGGGUCCCUGCAGCCCCUCCUCAGCUACUCGCUAGAUGCACCCAGAUGGGAAGCAUUGGAGUCUCUGUCCCAAAGCCUCAGAGAUCAGUACCGCUGCCGCCGCUACCUCCUCCUCAAGCGCCUUGACCUGACUACAUCUGCUUUCCACUGGAGUGACCGGGCAGAGGCCCAAGGAGAAGCCAUGAGGGCAGUGCUGAUCCCAAUUCGAGAGGUUCUAACCCCGGAAUCGGACAUCUCCAUCGCACACGUCCUGGCUGCCCGAGCCGACCUGUCUCGUCUCAUCCCAGCCACCAGCAUGGCUGUCCGCAGAGGGACCUGCUGUGCCAUCAACAAGUCCACCUCUAGAACAGACACACUGAGAGCAGAGAGGGGUCCGCACCAUGAGUGGAUGGAUGACAGGAAGGAGGAAUGCUGGCAGAGCCUGGAGAUCUGGGAUUUGGAGGAGCAAGGACUUCAGCCCUCAAGAGAGCAAGGCUCCUGGACCAGUGCGAUGGCCCACGCCUGUAAUUCCAGCACUUUGGGAGGCCAAGCCCCAUGGUGUGCAGUCUGACUCUCUCUCAGUCCAUCUCCUGUAGCACCUGCGUCUUGAAUGUGACUUAACGAUCCUGGCUGAGCAGAGACUUCGUAGUGUGGCAGUGUCUCCAGGCCCUGGGGACCCAGAAAAUCCUCAGGGAGGAGGUCAGGAAUCCUGGCGCUUGUUUAUACUGUACACAGGCAGCCUUAGUCCUCGGGCUGGCCAAGAAUACGGACAAUACUAAUGCUGAUGACCACAAAGGAAGGGACUUCCGAAUCAAACCACAGAAACUCAUAAGGCAGAAAAAUGAUGCACAUGAUAACAUGCAAAUACA